Molecule: messenger RNA, 3200 nt
Organism: Austrofundulus limnaeus
Lineage: Eukaryota; Metazoa; Chordata; Actinopteri; Cyprinodontiformes; Rivulidae
Gene: gpcpd1
Product: glycerophosphocholine phosphodiesterase 1
Biological process (GO): glycerophospholipid catabolic process
Molecular function (GO): glycerophosphocholine phosphodiesterase activity; starch binding
Source: RefSeq, a predicted model, not a curated record
UUUUUAUUAUUAUUAUUAUUAUUUUAACCAGUGUCAGCCAUGGAGACCACCCAGGUGACUUUGGUAAUCAGGGAAGAAACCUCUCCAGGUGAGGUGAUAGCAGUUGUUGGGAGCUGUGAGGCCCUGGGAAACUGGAGUUAUCAGAAAGCGGUCACUUUACAUCCUCUAAGUGAUGCGGGGCACACUUGGACUGUAACAAUCCCCGUGCCUAAAGGUGUUGUUUCCAAGUAUCGCUAUUUAAAAGGCUUCUUUCUGGAACCAAAGAGCGCAGGUGGCCCCUGUCAAGUGAUAGUCAAUAUGUGGGAGACCCAUCUUCAGCCCCGCACGAUGAGCCCCACAGCAGCACCUCAGAAUAUUGACGACGGACAGUUUGGAAUUCACAAUGGGGUGAAAUGUGUUGACUCAGGGUGGCUGACAUGCCAGACAGAUAUUCGCCUGCGAUUGCAUUAUUCCAAGAGGCCUCCCGUGUCCAUUACUAAGAAGAAAUUCAAGAAGUCUCGCUUCAGGAUCAAGCUUACGUUGGAGGGUUAUGAAGAAGAGGAGGACGAGGAGGAGGAUCUCAGCCCUUCAUCGUGGCACAAGAUGACCACCACUCUGGGGAUCAGCAUGAUUGACAUUAACGGCUGUAAGUCUCGACACUCUCAGCCUGAGUGUGGUUACGCCCUGGAGCCCUCGCGGUGGACAGAGUACAGCAUCCACACCAUGGACCCCGACAACCUGGAGCUCACCUUUGAGUUUUUUGAGGAGGACCUUGGUGAGCAUGUAGUCCAGGGGGACAUCCAUCCAGGCCACGUGGGGACAGCCUGUCUCCUCUCCUCUUCAUUCUCAGAGCAUGGCAAGGACACGGGAGUGGUCACACUUCCCAUAAUGGGAAGAAACUCCCGGCAGACUAUUGGUAAAGUGAGAGUGGAUUAUAUGGUGAUCCGGCCAAUCCAGGGCCUCCAGUGUGACAUGAGCUCAUCGUACACAAAGCACUGGACAAAAAGAAAUACUGUGGACGUGGGUCACAGAGGAGCGGGCAGCACACACGCUGCCAAGCACUACAAAGUUAGAGAGAAUACAAUCACCUCGUUUAAAAGUGCAGCUACACAUGGAGCAGCCUUUGUGGAGUUUGAUGUUCACCUCUCAAAGGAUGAGGUGCCGAUUGUAUACCAUGAUCUGACUUGCUGCAUAUCCACCAAGAAAAAAAAUGACAAAAACCUGGAGCUCAUUGAAGUCCCAGUUAAAGAUCUAACAUUUGAUCAGCUGCAGCUUCUAAAGUUGGCCCAUAUCACUGCAUUGCAAGGAAGUGAUCACAAAGAUCUUCUGGAUGAUGAGGAUGAAGUCGAUGAACAUCAGCCAUUCCCCUCACUGUCUCAGAUCUUCCAAGCCGUUCCUGAAAACGUUGGCUUCAACAUUGAACUCAAAUGGAUCAGUCAGAUGAAGGACGGAUCAUGGGAUGGAAACUUGUCUUCCUACUUCAACAUGAACACCUUCCUCGACAUUAUUCUCUCCUGUGUUCUGCAGAAAGGUGGAAAAAGACACAUCAUCUUCUCAUGUUUCGACCCAGACGUCUGCACAAUGGUGCGUCACAAGCAGAACAAGUACCCCAUCCUCUUCUUGACUCAGGGGGUUUCCAUCAAGUAUCCAGAGCUGAUGGACAUUCGCUGCCAGACCACUCAGUUUGCUGUUAGCUAUGCUCAGAGUGAAAACAUUCUGGGAAUCAGUGCCCACACUGAGGAGCUGCUGAAGCACCUGCAUUACAUCAGGGAGGCUCAGUCCAAAGGCUUGGUGGUGUUCAGCUGGGGGGACGACAACAAUAACCAUGAAAUCAGGAGGAAGCUGAGGGUGGAGGGAAUUGAUGGGCUCAUAUAUGAUAGUAUUUGUGAAGCCCAGGGAGAGCAGCCAAACAUCUUUCAAGUAGAAGAGCAGCACACCCUGCAGGAGGUCAUCACAGAGGAGACCUUAAAGAGCUCCGCGUGCUCCUGCUACACCAUUCCCUGCUCCAUGGUACCAUGUGUUGCCCCCAAGGCCCGUGGCGGAAGUGCCGAGUCCGACUCUGGCCUCAGCUCUUCUUAGAUAAAAGACAAAAUGUCUUCCCUUCCUGCGUAGCUUUUUGCACAUUCAUGCUAAUGUUGACCAAGGGAGGAUUGUACGAGUGAAAGAAGCUUGUACUUCCUCAAAAAAAUAUGUAUCAAAUAUAUUGAUCAGGUGCGCCUCCCAGACCUUUUGCUUCGAAAGUAAACCCAACGUAGAUCAUUUCCUUCUGUCCUCACAAAGCUUUUCUUAUUUAUACACGCCAUUUAUAGUUAGACGCUUAGCCAAAACAUCAAAGAAGCCAUGUUUUAUAUUUCUCCCACAAAGGCCAGUUCACACAUCAGAGCAGUAUACUCUACGGGUCUUAAAAUAAAUGUAGGAAUUCUACAUUAGGUGCAGAUUUAUGAGGCCGAUUGAAAUAUAACUUAAUGCUUAUAAUAAUAUCUUACAUGUGUUCCGAUUUAAUAAGUAUAAAAAUGGAUGUCAUUAAGCUCAUGCUGUAGAAUGUUUUUGUUAUUUUUGUGCGUGUAGCCAUUUGUUAUUGUCUUCAAAAACAGUGCAAACCAAUCAGACACUGUUGUGACUCAGUGAACUGCUGGACAAGUUUAGCUUUUUACAAACACGGAGGCAUUAAAAACGAGAUGACAGCAAAGGUUGCCUUUUAAUGAAAGAUUGCUUCUUUUUUUAGUGGAAGAACUUUAUGCACUUUUCAAAUCAUUGGCAUGAACGAGUCCUUAAUGAAGAGGUUCAGUUAAAUGCACUCGCUGCAACUCUUUUUCCUUUUUGAGCUUUUGUUUUUGGGCCUGAUUAUGAUGUACUUUUCCACAUUUGCACUGUAUAAUCUGCUUUACAUACUUGAUUUCUGGAAGAAAUGUUUAGUUUUGGUGCACAGUCAAACCACAGCCUUAAAGGAUAUGAAUAGAAAGUUUUUUAUUUGAUUUCAACAUAAACAGAAUCUCACUCACCACUUAAGUUUGACUUAAGUUGAGAAGCUUUUAGGACUUGUACCUCCUUAUAAACCCAUUAAGUUUCACAGAAGCACCAGUUUAGUUUACACACAAACUAUGUGACRUGUUGUCUGUACAGUUUGUCUCUGAUUGUUGCAUGCUCUGUACUGUAUAUAUGGAUCAGCUCGGUGUACAUGAACUGACACUUGAAUUGUAAAUAAAACCAAAACACAAUUA